CUGCCUCUCUGUCUCGACCUGCUCUAUGGUCCCUGAACGCGAGGCUGCGAGGAGGAUAGGAAUGGGCUGGAGGCUCUUUCCGCCUGUGUAGCUUCCCCGGAGCCGGUUUCUGGGCCGCUCCUCCUGCCGCGGGGCCUCCCUCCGGGCGUCUAUGGUCCACUUAAAGGGGCCGCUCGGCUUUCCAAGCUGCGGGUCCCGAAAUGCUGCUGACGGUGAAGGCGCUCCAGGGCCGGGAAUGCAGCCUCCAGGUCUCACCAGAAGAACGCAUCUCUUCUCUCAAACGCCUCGUAUCAGAGAAGCUGAAUGUCCCAGUAUCCCAACAGCGCCUGCUUUUCAAAGGCAAAGCUCUGGCUGAUGAACACCGUUUGUCUGAUUAUUCUAUUGGACCAGAGUCAAAGCUCAAUCUUGUAAUCAAGCCACCGGAGAAGGCCUCACCAGAAGAGCCCAGCCGUAGAGGAGGCUUCCCGCAGAAUCCUGCAAUCUGGCAUGCACUUGCCCAAGUCUUGGGCAGGCAUUUCAGUGGGGCUGAUGCUGAGAAGGUGUUGGAGCAACUGCAGAAGGAUUAUGAGCGAAGCCUCAGACUGCUAAGUUUGGAUGACAUUGAGCGCCUAGCCACUCGUUUGCUUCACCCCGAGGUUGCUGAGGCAGUAGAAAUGGGCUUUCUGGAUUAGGUGCCAAUUUGGGCACCUUAGUCCUGUCUUCCUCUUCGGACAGAGAACCCCGGGGCAGGGCCCAGUUUGGGGCAUGGGAGCAUUCCCUCUGGACUGCUGUGGAAGGGGCCUAGAGCACCUGUAACACCUCCCCGUCCAUUAAAGGUGGUGGGUGAAUAUUGGUCCGCUCUGUCUAGUGUCUUCAGCUCAAGUGGAGGAAUAAUGAUUACAGGGAAGGGUUAUUUGCCCAGGAUGGAGACAUGCAGCUGCCUUUGGGGUUGGUGGUAGCUGUGUUUAUUCAUGUAUUUCUUAUGUCCUCCAAAGCUCUGGUUUCUCUUCAAAUCGUAUAAAUAUAUCACCAAGAUUUGGUUGCA
Anolis sagrei ordinatus is the source of this 1024-nucleotide messenger RNA. It is a transcript of the gene UBL4A, whose product is annotated as ubiquitin like 4A. Gene Ontology annotation, cellular component: BAT3 complex. Gene Ontology annotation, biological process: tail-anchored membrane protein insertion into ER membrane; post-translational protein targeting to endoplasmic reticulum membrane. Lineage: Eukaryota; Metazoa; Chordata; Lepidosauria; Squamata; Anolidae. Gene Ontology annotation, molecular function: protein-folding chaperone binding. The record is from RefSeq and is a predicted model, not a curated record.